UGUCCGGGAUACUGUCAUUUAUAUUGGAAUUCAGUGAGGAAUUCAGUGCGAACGGGCAGCGGAGCCGCGAGGGCGCGCGAGAGCUUGAAAGAGGGAGGCGCGUGUCUAGAUGCGCUGCCGUCAUUUAGCUUUAUUGCAACUUUUGAUAUCGUUUAAUGCUUUCCUCUGAGGGAGUAGCGCCGUAUCUGCAGGAUUAGUGUGUUUUAUAACGGACCGGAUCAAGAAGGAGCGAAGUAUCCGCGAAACUACGUCCGCCGGGGAGCGUGUGUGUGGCGGCCGAAGGGUUACGGUGGGACCGAGGCGUGUGCAGCCGUCAUCCCACGCCGAAGUCUCUCUGGAAAUAGAUGGACACAUGGCUGCAGGAGGGGAGAACAGUAAGGUCUCUGCAGGGAUGCUGGGACAAUCAGCCAAGGCUCAGCUGAAAUGGGCGGCUGUGCGGGGUCGCCUCAGCAGCUCCCAGGAGGCAGAGCCAGCGGAAGCAAACCUGGAGAAUGCCGACCCGGAGCUGUGCAUCCGGCUGCUGCAGGUGCCCACCGUGGUCAAUUACUCGGGUCUGAAGCGUCGCUUGGAAGGCAGUGACCAAGCCUGGAUGACGCAGUUCCUGGAACUCAGCGGACUGGACCUGCUGCUGGAGGCUUUGGACCGGUUGUCAGGCCGCGGUUGCUCUCGCAUUGCUGAUGCACUUUUGCAGCUCACCUGUGUCAACUGUGUGCGUGCUGUCAUGAACUCCUCAGCUGGCAUCCACUUCAUCGUGGACAACGAGGGCUAUGUGCGCAAGCUGUCGCAAGCCCUGGACACCUCCAACAUCAUGGUAAAGAAGCAGGUGUUUGAGUUGCUGGCUGCCCUCAGCAUAUUUUCAGCAGAUGGCUACAACCUGGCCCUGGAUGCCCUGGACCAUUACAAGAGUGUGAAGAUGCAGCAGUACCGCUUUAGUGUGAUCAUGAAUGAGCUGCAAGCAACAGACAAUGUUCCUUACAUGGUCACCCUGCUCAGCGUCAUCAAUGCCUUCAUUCUGGGGACUGAGGACCUGCGGCGGAGGGACAGAGUGCGCAAGGAGUUUGUUGGGCUACAACUACUGGAUAUAUUGCCAAAAUUAAAAGAACAGGAAGAUGAAGACCUAAUGAUCCAGUGUGAGGCAUUCGAGGAGACCAUGGCUGAGGAUGAAGAGGAACUGAUGAGGCUCUAUGGGGGUAUUGAUAUGGGAAACCACCAAGAGGUGUUCAGUACACUUUUCAACAAGGUUAGCAGCUCCCCAGCCUCCUUGCAGUUGCUCUCUAUCCUGCAGGCUCUGCUGCAGCUAGGGCCAGAACGGACAGAUGUGUGGCAGGUGCUGGAGGCCCUUAGCAACAGGGCUCUGCUGCUGGCUCAGAACUCUGAACUGGACUCAACUGAAAAGAUAAUGGACCGUCUGAUAAUCUCCAAAGGAAGACCCAGCAGUGAGCACACUGCAGUGCUUCAGCCUUCCAGGGGUACUGAUAGGGCUGUCCAGACAGAGAAGAUGGAUGGUAGCCUGGGUGAAGUGACCAAGUCCAGUGCAACAGCAGCAGUACCCCCGCCUCCGCCUCCACUCCCACCCCUGCCUGGGUUUGAAGUUGGAGUGCUUCCUCAGCCCCAUAUGGGUCUGGCUCAUCCUGCUGCUGUUCCUGCUGUUCCUCCUCCACCUCCUCCACCACCACCCCCUCUGCCUGGUGCUGUACGUAUCCCCCUGCCACCGUCUACCUUGCCAGGUGUGACACAAGGAGGUCCACCACUCCCACCUCCCCCGCCACCUCUGCCCGGUGCUUUAGGUAUUCCUCCCCCACCACCUCCCUUGCCAGGUGUGGCACAAAGAGGUCCCCCACCUCCACCUGGUUUGGGAGGUAUGAUGCCUCCACCACCACCACCCUUACCAUUUGUAGGUGUGCCCCCUCCACCCCCUGGAGCUCUAGGGGUUCCUCCUCCCCCACCUUUCUUGCCAGGUGGGGGUCCACCACUGCCUCCCCCUCCCCCAUCAAGUGGAAGUGAAGUAGUGGUGGCCCACACCUUCUAUUCUGUGGGCUGUGCGCCCGUUUCCUCCUGCAAAGCUGGCCGCUACCCCACACAACGCAUGAAGAAGCUCAACUGGCAGAAACUGCCCUCCAGAGUUGUCACAGAAAGCCAGUCAAUGUGGACCACAAUGCAGGGGGAAAGCCCUGUGGAACCUGACUAUUCCAGCAUUGAGGAAUUAUUUAGCCUGCCACUGGCUGAGUCCAAAGACAAGGGGCCAGUCACAGUGGUAAAGAAGGAGCCUAAAGAGGUUUCUUUCAUUGAUGCCAAGAAAAGCCUAAAUUUGAAUAUUUUUCUGAAGCAGUUUAAAUGUUCUAAUGAAGACAUUGUGGCCAUGGUGCAAAAUGGAGAUAGGUCCAAGUUUGAUGUGGAGGUGCUGAAACAGUUUCAGAAGCUGUUUCCAGAAAAGCACGAGAUCGAAAACUUGAAGUCCUUUCAAGGCGAGAGAGAGAAGCUGGCGAAUGCUGACCAGUUUUACCUUUUGCUCCUAAAAGUUUCCUGCUACCCACUGAGAAUAGAAUGCAUGCUGCUCUGUGAGGAAGCAGUGUCUCUGCUGGAGACGCUGAGGCCCAAAGCAGAGUUGGUGGAAGAAGCAUGUCAAAGUCUUCGAGGCAGUCCCUGUCUUCCCAGUUUCUGCAAGCUCAUCCUUGAUGUUGGGAACUUCAUGAACUAUGGGAGUCACACUGGUAAUGCGGAGGGCUUCAAGAUCAGCACUCUGCUAAAGCUGACAGAAACUAAAGCCACAAAGUCCCGCGUCACGCUGCUUCAUCACAUUCUGGAGGAGGCUGAAAAGAACCACCCUGAACUGUUGAGGCUCCCAGAUGACCUUGAGAAAUGCGAGAAAGCUGCUGGAGUGAACUUGGAGUCCAUCCAGGUGGAAGCAAGCACGUUCUUCAAACGCCUCAAGGACACUAAACAGAAAGUCAGCCUGUCAACAGCUGACAUCAAAGAGCAGUAUUUAAGUGCUCUUGAGGACAACCUGGAGACUUUUAAAGCCCUGGAGGACCGCUUUGCUGCCAUUGAGUGCAAGAAGUCUGACCUGGCACUGUACCUGUGUGAGGAGCCAACCCAGUUCUCACUUGAAGAGCUCUUCAGCACCUUGAAAACCUUCCGGAGCCUCUUCCUCAAGGGACUGAAGGAGAAUCAGACCUGGAAGGAACAGGAGGCCAAGGCAGAGAAGAGAAAGAAACAGCUGGCGGAGGAAGAAUCAAAAAGGCAGAAGGGGGACAAUGGAAAGAUAGUACGGAAAGGUCCCGGGGUUCAAGAAGAGGGCUGCAUUGUGGACCUCUUGCUGGCGGAUAUUCGGAAGGGUUUCCAGCUGAGGAAGACACGGCCCAGGUGCGAGACGGACAGCCGUUCCUCUAAUGAAAUUCAUAGGGAUAACAGCCAGCCUGCUGCAGACCCAAGUGCAAAUUCUGCAGGAAAUGAAGUAGGAGCACUGGAUACCGUAGCUACCUUGACCGCCAGUCAAACCCCAGGAAAUGUAGACAACGUGGGAAGGGCGCACUCUGCCAAAUCAGAAGGACCUGUAUUGUCACCAGCUACUGACCAACCCAUUAGCCCUCAGGACUCCAAGGAAGCUCAGCUAAAUUCUCCUGGGGAGCAGCCAACCAUGGGGCCUUCUGACACCUCCACAAUAUCCACCUUUCCUCUAGCCACAGAUGGUGAUGUGCCUACGGUGAAUGAGAGCAGCAGCUGUCAGGACUUGGAGACAGCAUGUGUAUCCAGUCACGAACUUAUCCGCUCACAAGGGGGUGCUGCUCUGCCUCCUUUGAGCACGCUCGACGGCACUUGCGCGGACUUGAAUGGAAGCAGCAUCUCGGGGCCCGGUGAAUGUGCUGCUCCUAGUGAGAACAUAGUGGGCACUGCUAAUUCAGGGAGCGGGACCACAGACGUCAACGCAUGUGGCGUGGCUGAGAGUACAUGUGUCUGCAAAGUACCUGAUUGGCCAGACAUACAGGAAGCACCAGUGUCUGCCUCUGCUGUUCCUGACCCAGCACCUAAAAAACAGAAGCACGUAAAAAAAGCAGGGACGAAGAAAGUUGGAAGCGACACACACAAAACUGGGUGUGUGAUACAGUGAGGUAGGUCAAACAGCUGGGCAUCUAACUCCUGUAAGAGACAAUGUGUGAGCAUCACUGUGAUCUAACGCUGUAACCCAUUGGUCUUCAUUGGUUUAAGCAAUUCCUUAUUUAUUGCAUAGUUUUAACCAUGCUUUACUCAUACUUGCGUUGUCUCUUCAGUAAACCUCAGGUCCGCAGUAGUUGUUAGGUGUUGAAUCUUAUAGACAAGUAGACUUAUUUCAUUCAUAGAUGGCAAAAAUAGGGUUGUGUUGGCUUUUUCAGAACGGUUAGCAUGUAUUAGAUUCAUUGUUCAUCAGCUUUGGUUUGAUGUUAGAACUGUGAAACUACUGAUGGUACAUGCCAUUCCUGGCACCAUCUGUUAUCCUGUUGAUGACAGAUUUUACUGUUUGAAUUUAAAUAAUUCAGUUAUGACUAAGACCAUGUGGAAUACUUUUGACCCCCCUGUAGGCAAGUCUUGAAAGUUGAAAAGCAAUAUGGACCAGAGAACUCUUCAUCUGUGCUUUUUUCCCCUCAUAGAUUGACUCUGAAUGGGUACUUCCCUGCUCUCCAACUUAUACUGAAGUAAUCUGAGACUUUGUUUAACCUACUAACAAGGCUGAGAGCCACCUGUGCUUUCCGAAUUACUGUUUUAAUAAUUGCUAUAUGUAUUCUAACCGUGCGUUUGGUAAUUGUUUGUUUGUGGUAAUUGGCCAGUCAUGAACACGAUUCUACUGGUUUUCUUCAAUGAUAAUCUCUUAAGGCUUUUUGAAAAUGUUCCAACUAAAACCACUAAAAAUCAGUUAAAACUACCCAAGCAAUACCUGUUAUACAAAUAACUUUUAUUUGUAUCUUCCUGUGAGGCUAACAAAACUUCUUGUCUCUCUGUACCCCAUUCGCCCAUGAUUUUGUACAGGUGUAGAAUGCAUAUACAUGUUUUUAACUGAUCCUUGUCUUUUUACAGGGGACUUCAAGAAAAAGAAGACAAAAUGCAAAGAAGUGUUGAUUUUUAAAUGUGAAGCUUUCACUUUGUCACACAAUCACAUUGGACUGGGGAGUCACUGCCCUUGUACUCUUGUGCAGUUGAUAUAUAUAAUCAACAGGGUUGUUAGUAAGGGGUUUGUUUUUUAAAUGUCAAUUCGUGCU
This is a messenger RNA of Scleropages formosus (Asian bonytongue), 5231 nucleotides long. Its product is annotated as inverted formin 2. The coding region runs from base 353 to 4108 and encodes 1251 amino acids. The transcript is spliced from 22 exons. The record is from RefSeq and is a predicted model, not a curated record. NCBI's taxonomy places the organism in Eukaryota, Metazoa, Chordata, Actinopteri, Osteoglossiformes, Osteoglossidae. Gene Ontology annotation, biological process: actin cytoskeleton organization. Gene Ontology annotation, molecular function: small GTPase binding; actin binding.